AUGGAUGAUGUGGUUGAGACACCGUUGAUUUGUGAAAAUUGUUCGCUCUCGGUGAAUGGUAGAAUUUUCCAGAUUGAUCUUAUUUGUUUACCACUUAAGAAGAUUGACGUGGUUUUGGGGAUGGAUUGGCUUUCUACCAAUUCGGUGUUUAUUGGAUGCGAAAAGAAGUUGAUUAUCAUUCCAUAUAGUGAAGCUACUCCAAAGGAUGUAUUAACUACUAUCUUGGAAGGUACGGUUGGCAUGGUUAAUUUCUUAUUUGAGAAUGAAAAGUCAGUUCUCUUGGUUCUUACCAAGAAAUCUAGAGAUAAUCUGAGUGUUACACAAAUACCUGUGAUUUGUGAAUUUCCGGAAGUUUUCCCUGAGGAUGUCACCUCUCUUCCUCCUGAAAGGGAAGUGAAAUCAUCUAUUGAUUUGAUACUUGGGACGUCUCCAAUAUCCGUUUCUCCUUAUCGCAUGGCGCCACUCGAGUUGAGAGAGUUGAAGAAUCAAUUGGAAAAGUUAUUAACGAAGCAUUUCACCUGA
Lathyrus oleraceus (garden pea) is the source of this 522-nucleotide messenger RNA. RefSeq lists its product as uncharacterized. The transcript has a single exon. The record is from RefSeq and is a predicted model, not a curated record. NCBI's taxonomy places the organism in Eukaryota, Viridiplantae, Streptophyta, Magnoliopsida, Fabales, Fabaceae. The coding region runs from base 1 to 522 and encodes 173 amino acids.